Fomitiporia mediterranea MF3/22 is the source of this 1158-nucleotide messenger RNA. RefSeq lists its product as uncharacterized. Lineage: Eukaryota; Fungi; Basidiomycota; Agaricomycetes; Hymenochaetales; Hymenochaetaceae. The transcript has 5 exons. The record is from RefSeq and is a predicted model, not a curated record. Bases 231 to 815 code for a protein of 194 amino acids. Gene Ontology annotation, cellular component: cell division site; plasma membrane; growing cell tip.
CUUCUCUCGCCCUUUACGGUGACGAGGGCAUCGCAUACAUCCUGAUCAUCUUCUGUUCCUACGCUCACCUGUUUCUUCUUGUUUUGAUUAUCUCGGACCUGGAUUAUCUUCUUCUUGACUUACGAUCUUCGGAAAACCUGGCGCGCUUGUGACGAUCUUCACGAACCUUACUCUUCUUUGCGAAACAAAUCCGGCCGACUCUCAAUAUUCGCGCCGUGCUUUAAUCGAAGAUGUUUAUGGCACAGUUACUUAUAUUCUUCCUGACCUUCGCCGCGCUUGUCCUUCUCACCCUCAUAUCAGUGUCUACGCCGGUCGUCAAACCAUUGUAUUUCCUGCAUACCGCUCAGGCCGGCGGAGUACGUUUUGGGGAGUGGGGCUGGUGUUUAGAUGAUGGGUCGAGCUGUUCCGAAAGAGCGCUCGGCAUUGACUGGUCUCCGGAACUCACACCUUGGCUGACGAAAGCCAUUGUUGUAUAUCCGAUUGCUGCAGGCAUCACAUUCAUCGCCCUCGUCAGCUUCAUCCCACCUCUCUGCUCUUAUCGACGCGAACGUAUGUUCCCAAGCCCAGCGUUCACAUGCCUCGCUCUCGUAUCCUUCAUUGCCUCACUCGUCGCACUCGUAUUCGCCCUUAUACUCUUCGUCACUGCACUACGCCGAUUUCAUGCCCUCGGUUUCGAAGCGAGUCUAGGUCCUAACAUAUGGAUGUCGAUUGGUGCAACGGCUGCACUUGCUAUUGUUACGAUGGGCUCAGGGUGUGGAUGUGCAGGCCGAGGUCGAUUUUCGAGAGCUUCGCCGUAUCUUGCGUAUAACGUCUAGUCUAUUCCGACUAACCAGCCAUCCAUCAGUCCCUUCCCUCCUGUCCGCUUCGUUUUAUCUUCUAGGAAAACUGCAGCAAAAUUUGUUGUAUCUCUAUUCAAUCUCCUCAAACUUGCGUUCACUUUUCAACCUUGGUUAUAGAAUUACGAUAGAUAGACAGCUAUCUUACUUUGUUUUCGUUUUCGUUUUCGUUUUCAUUUUCAUUUUCGUUUUUGUUUUUAAUUGCGACACACUCACCAUCCAAUUUGCUUUCUGAUCUGUUUUGUCUUGUUUUGGAUUAUUUGUGUAACCCAGCAAAACCUGUAUUGAAUAUUUACAAUGUAUGUCUCUAGAUAUGAAAGCG